Messenger RNA from Crotalus tigris (Tiger rattlesnake), 679 nucleotides. Its product is annotated as C-type lectin 16-like. The transcript is spliced from 6 exons. Gene Ontology annotation, molecular function: signaling receptor activity. Lineage: Eukaryota; Metazoa; Chordata; Lepidosauria; Squamata; Viperidae. The record is from RefSeq and is a predicted model, not a curated record. Bases 60 to 500 code for a protein of 146 amino acids.
AGACUUGCUACCUGUGGAGGCCGAGGAACAGUUCUCUCUGCAGGGAAGGAAAGAAGGCCAUGGGGCGAUUCCUCUUCGUGAGCUUCGGCUUGCUGGUCAUGUUCCUCUCCCUGAGUGGAACUGCAGCUGAUUGUCCCUCUGGUUGGUCUUCCUAUGAAGGGCAUUGCUACAAGCCCUUCAAUGAACCAAAGAACUGGGAAGAUGCAGAGAACUUCUGCACACAACAGCACACAGGCGGAUAUCUGGUCUCCUUCCACAGCACUGAAGAAGCAGAUUUUGUGGUCAAGCUGGCCUUCCAAACUUUUGGCAAGAGUAUUUUCUGGAUAGGACUGAGCAAUGUCUGGAAUCAAUGCAGCUGGCAAUGGAGCGAUGGUGCCAUGCUCAAAUACAAAGACUGGGCUGAAGAAUCUUAUUGUGUCUAUUUCCAGUCAACUGAUAACCAGUGGUUAAGUAGAGCCUGCAGCAAGACUCACAAUGUCGUCUGCAAGUUCCAGGCAUAGUCUGAAGAUGCGACUGUGUGAAGUCUGGAGAAGCAAGGAAGCCCCCACACCCCCACCCCUACCCCGCCUGCCGCAAUCUCUGCUCUGUACCCUGUCAUUCCAUGGAUGCUCUCUGUGGCUGGAUCUGGUUCUGCUGCUCCUGAUGGGCCAGAAGGUCCAAUAAAUUCUGCCUAGCAUGA